Messenger RNA from Oryza brachyantha (malo sina), 899 nucleotides. RefSeq lists its product as uncharacterized. Bases 37 to 690 code for a protein of 217 amino acids. The transcript has a single exon. NCBI's taxonomy places the organism in Eukaryota, Viridiplantae, Streptophyta, Magnoliopsida, Poales, Poaceae. The record is from RefSeq and is a predicted model, not a curated record.
GUGUCAUACCAAAUCAAAUCGAUUUUGAUAGCCCUGAUGGCUUCCUUCAUGCCUAAUCACUCAACGAUGCUAUUGGCAUCCCUUUUCCUCAUCGUCCUAGCAACCUCCUUAGUCUCCACUACAUGCUCCAAGCGUGGGCGGGUGUUGGAGUCGGAGGAGGAUCGAAAUGUGCGCUACGCUGUGGGUGACCGAAAGGCCUACUUUGAGGAACUGUGCAUCGAUGCGAGGGAUCCUGAGCCAGGUGUGAAGGCGUUGGAGACACUAUUCCCAAAGCUCGAGUACAGGUUCGAGGUGACAGAAUUCGUUACGCUAAUCCCACAUGUCAUAGCCAACUGGACUGCUGAGGCCAAGGCCCUUGCCGACCCACUCAUCGCCGCCGCCAUGAAGAAGGGCCAAAAGCUUCCCAAGUGCCUCGAGUCCUGCACCGCCAGCCUCGAUGAGGUGUCCAACGCCAUGUCUGGGCUUCCCGCGACGAUCAACUUCGGGUACCCAAAAGUUGAGAAAUUCCUCCGCAAGUCAUUCGCAGAGGACGCCGGGCCCCCGAUGUGUGUGAGUGGUUGCCCGGACAAGUCAUGCUCCCCUGAGGAGAAGAUCAUUGCCGACAAGUUUCAUGACAUCUGGGGCCUGAUGGAUUGUGUGGAGCCAUAUGCUGACAACUAUUUGGCACCCCCUCCACCUCCACAAAGUUAAUUAUCCGGUCAUGGACGUGCCCAACUUAAUUACUUACUAUACCUCUACGCUAUUGUGCCACCUUUACGUCUUGUAUUUUGUUUUUCACAUUCAAUUGUGCCCACGUGACCCAUGUCUGAUUAUAAUGGUCAGAUGGCAUUUGUUAAGCUCUCAUAUGUAUUUUUCGAAAGUUUAUUGAAUUAAAUAAGUUUAUCUUUUGUGUCUGUCAA